GGGGGUUCGGGGUGUGUGCGGCUCGUCUGCCAGUCAGCUGCCCUUACAAACACAACGCCACUCAUUGUUUGAUUUUGAUGACGCAGAAAAUCGCGGAGGCCUGAACGCGGAGCCGCGGCUGCAUGGCGUCCUGCAAUCAGGCCAGCGCGUGCCGUCCGGAUUAUGGCGUUAAUUUCUCUCAGAAAGAAGGAGGGGGGGUUAAAAAAAAAGAAAAGAAAAGAAAGAAAGAUUUGAGCCAAUAAUAAUUAUUAUUAGCCUGUAGUGGGACGGGAGGGGUGUUUAUUACUGAGGAGGGGAAAAGUGACAGAUUGAGUUUAGGGUGAGCAACAGCGACCGUUAUUGGCUUCGGAAGAGUCCGGCUAAUGCUAAUAAUAGCAUUAAUAGAGAAGCACACAUUUUAAGGCAGGUCCCUGUGAGAGGAUGCUAAAGGAACAAGAACAUGUUUUUACUGAUAUUUUAUUGAUGCACUAUAUAUAUAAAUAUAUAUUUAUAAAACAAGAAUGUAACUACAUUAUCUGUAUUUUAAUUAAGCAUAACACACAAGCCCUAUAGUGCUAAACAUUAGCUAUUUGACCCGUAAGACUUAGCUUAGUAAAACUAUGAUGCUACUUUAGCUAAUAGCCACAAUGCUAAUGUUCGUUCGAGCUUGCUAGGUGGGCUUCUUAAAGCUGUUUGUUGUUUUAUUUUGUGUGUUUAUUUACAUUAUUUAACUCUUUGUUUAAUUUCUUUCUAUCACAAACUGUCACAAACUUUUUGCUUAUUUUUUAACAUGGGUUAUUAAUUAGCAGAACUAUCUUUAUGAUUAGGUGAAGGUUUUUAUUUUUCCUGUUAAACUUUCUAUUCAGAAAGAAAUCAUUAAAAUGUCCAAAAAUAAAUUGUAUGCAAAUUGCUUCAACAGUUCCAUCGGUUAAAUUCUAAUAGCUUGUUUGCAUUUUUAUGGCCAUAUAGGAAAUGUUGAUUACUAGUUAGAAAAGUUAACAAUUUUUGUCGCAAUGAUCUACUUUGUCUCCACCUUCGUUAGCGGUUAAAUUAGCAUAAGUCGAAACACAGAUUUAUAUCAAUGUUGCAAACAGUUUGUUUUUAACAGUGUACUCAACUGUGAAAUGUUACAGUUUGAACAUCCUGCGCUAUUAAAGGCUCUAAAGUCCUUCAAAAUCCGUUUUGGACUGAUUCAUUUAUACUCAUUAACACAAAGAUUCAGCUUUGAAUCCAAGAAAGGAAAAAGAAAUAAAAAUCCUCUUAAUCAGACAAAAAACCAAAGUGGUCUUUUUCAUUUGUUUUGUUUGUCGAGUUAUGUUUUAUUUGUUCUGUCUAGAUCUUCAAUGGGUGUUGUGAAAUCAUUUAGAUGUAGUUUCCAUGAUAAAUAGUGGUGGUUCGUUUGUUUAUGAACCGCUCCUCUCUAAUCAACACUUCUCCAGAGUGUCACCUCUUAAAUCUAAUUACCGGGAGCAAUUCAUUAGGCAGAGGAGGAGGAGGUGGGAGAGCAGAUAUUUAUGUUUCAUAAAAGUUUUCCCUAAAAGUUUCCAGUUUCAAAUCGUGAAGCACUGUUUUCAAGGCAACAACCAAACAAAACCAUCCCGAUAGAUGCAGAGCUGUGAUUAAAUGCGCGCUCAGCCCCAUUGUUUGUUCCCUGAAAGUCUUUUGUUAUCAGCAUUACUUAUCGGUCAACACUGCGCUUUGUUUCUGCAAAUCAGCUGCUUCGUCCCCAACCUGUGGGUGUAUAUGCUAAUUGAGUGCACAGUUGGGGCCCAACGAGAGUGCGCAUUUUAACAACGAUGUUUUUUUUUUUUAUUUUUUAGGCGGGGUUAUUGAAGCUGUUAGAGGGAGGGGCGGAGGGGUUGAUGGCGUAAACGCCUGUCAGCCAGACAGAGCAUCUUCAGUCCAGUGGGGACAGCUGGGGGUCUCCUUUCUGCUUUAAGAGCCGCGCGAGUUUGAGGACGCCCAUUUUUUUGUGUGUGUGUGUGUGCGUGCGUAAAGGCUGCGCUUAAAACCUGGCGGACAUAGACCACUGUUAAUAUUUUUCAUGUUUUCCUUCAGAUUCAUUUAGGAGCAUUUCGGAAUUCGGAGACGCCAGUUGGGAGGGGGAAACGCUAUUCUUAAUAUUAUUAUUAUUUGCGCCAUUUUCUACUUUUUUGCGAUCGGGGCGCCGGAGGCAAACAUGAUGUCCUAUUUGAAACAACCGCCGUACACGGUGAACGGACUGAGCUUAUCGACCUCAGGAGUGGACUUACUGCAUCCUUCAGUGGGAUACCAAGCGACCCCUCGCAAGCAGAGGAGGGAGCGGACCACCUUCACCCGGGCCCAGCUGGACGUGCUGGAGAACCUGUUCGCCAAGACCCGCUACCCCGACAUCUUCAUGAGGGAAGAGGUGGCUUUAAAGAUCAACCUCCCUGAAUCCAGAGUGCAAGUCUGGUUUAAAAACAGACGAGCCAAGCAUCGCCAGCAGGCCCAGCAGACCCAGACGGGCGUGCAGAACAAGUCUGUCAGCAGGCCGGUGAAAAAGAAAGGCUCCCCGGUGAGAGAGGCCAGCUCUGAGAGCGGAGCCAGCGGCCAGUUCACGCCGCCCUCCAGCACCUCCAUGCCGGCUGUGAGCAGCAGCAGCAGCAGCAGCAACAGCAGCAGCAACAGCAGCAGCGCGGCGCCUGUCUCCAUCUGGAGCCCGGCCUCCAUCUCCCCGCUCUCCGACCCGCUCUCCUCCACGUCCUCCUCUUCCUCCUGCAUGCAGCGGUCUUACCCAAUGACCUACACCCAGGCGACGGGCUACAAUCAGGGCUACACGGGUUCCUCGUCCUACUUCACCGGGAUGGACUGCGGCUCCUAUCUGUCGCCCAUGCACCACCAGCUGUCCGCCGCGGGCUCCACCAUGAGCCCCAUGAGCGGCAGCGGGGUGUCCAGCCACCUGAGUCCGGCGUCCUCUCUCUCCUCGUCGGCGUACGGAGGGACGGGGCUCGGAUUCACCGGUGCUGCGGACUGUCUGGACUAUAAGGACCAAACUGCCUCAUCGUGGAAGCUAAAUUUCAAUUCGGACUGUCUGGAUUAUAAAGACCAAGCAGCUUGGAAGUUUCAAGUGUUGUGAGGGAAGAGAAAUGGAAGAAAUUGGGAACUUUUAUAAACCCAUGCAGAGCCGGUGGAAGACUGAAUGCGGUCCUGAGCGGAAAUUGAUUUGGGUGGCACCACCAGCAACCACACCACCACCACCUACAUUAACUUAUUGGGCUUUUUUUAAAAUUAUUAUUCCCACUUACACAGUUUUCUAACAUAACAAGCACAAUUAUGAUAUAAUAUUUCACAAUAUGUAUUUAAAUAAAGGGAUACCAACAAAUAAACUGUGGAGAAAUCACUGGCCAAAUUUAAAAGUCGAUUCAUUCUCGAUUAACAGACAUCUUUGGAUCUGUGUUCUGGGUGGUGGCAUGCUGGGGGUCCUAAGCAGCAGCGUCUGGCUCUUGCCUCGACCCGGCUCUGCAUUCAUGCAAAAGUAAAGUUUCUCUCUCUUUUAUUUUUUCUUCCUUCCCUCCACAAGAAUCCAGGCCCUAACUUCUACCUCGGGUCGAGCAGCGCGGGACUGUCUCACACUUGUUGGACUAACUUAUUGACCAUCGAGACUCCACUUUGAUCAGGGGCACGGAACAAAUCUGCUGACCAGAAAAGAAGAAGGGAAAAAUAAAAGGAUCAAGAGAGACGAGCUUGGAGGAGUUUUGAAGGAUUGGUCAGGUCUUUUUCCAGCUAAGCUCCUUAAAGACUCUCCUUUUUCUCUUUCUUCUUGUUGGCACGCUGAAUGGGCGCCCCUUUGAUCAAAGCGAUGUGCAUGAGUGUCUGUGUUGUAAAGAGCGUGUGCGUGCGUGCGUGCGUGAGCGAGAGAGAGUGUGAAAGCAGCUCUGACGCGAACUUGGAUGCACUACUUAAUUUAUGGAAGAAGAAGAAAAACAUAAAAUAUACGAGUAUUUGACAAUCAGUCCGUUCGCGCGUGAGCCGAAAUGUCUUUCAUGUGUUUUUAAAUUUUCAUUUCUCCCCUUGUAAAAUUUCUUUUUACCCGACUUGUGAUUUUUUUUCUUCCUUUCUAUAACCUGUAUGCAAUUCUGCCUUGCGUAAAAAUGCGCAGGAAAAGCAAGCUGUGAAUUUCACCUCCCCCCCCCCCCAUGUUACCGGUGAUAACUAAAAGAAGGAUUUUAUUGGUUUUCAUGAUAAAUCAGGAACAACAACAGUGUAAAUGUUGCAUCUGAAGGUCCGCUCAAAACUGUAAAGAGCGACAAAAAAAAACCCACUAUGAAACAAUAAAGACCUUUUGAUUCAGA
Poeciliopsis prolifica (blackstripe livebearer) is the source of this 4292-nucleotide messenger RNA. RefSeq names its product homeobox protein OTX2-like. Lineage: Eukaryota; Metazoa; Chordata; Actinopteri; Cyprinodontiformes; Poeciliidae. Gene Ontology annotation, cellular component: nucleus. The record is from RefSeq and is a predicted model, not a curated record. The coding region runs from base 2159 to 3076 and encodes 305 amino acids. The transcript is spliced from 3 exons. Gene Ontology annotation, biological process: multicellular organism development; regulation of transcription by RNA polymerase II. Gene Ontology annotation, molecular function: DNA-binding transcription factor activity, RNA polymerase II-specific; RNA polymerase II cis-regulatory region sequence-specific DNA binding.